AACAUUUGAUUGGUCCGGGCCGCUGACACGCAGGCGGAUUGUCAGUUGUAGUCAUACGAUCUGUCAUCAUCCUUCGUACAAUGCGAAAAGGGAAGUUGAAAGAAGUGGGAGAGGGACACCGCGGAGCCUUACGAAAUCUACCGAUUCAGUUCCUGUCCGGAUAGUCGACACACUGUGAAGAGACUCUGAAGUGCUAAGGAUAAAUCGGGCCGGAGACAACACCCCUAUUAUCCAGGCUGCCCUUCUUUUCUUUUUGGUGUUAUUAAAGGUUCUUGCCACCACAUCAGCGCUCAGGGGAAGAGACCACACAGAGUGACAUGGCAAGUAGAGGUGGAGCCACGCGACCCAAUGGACCUAACGCCGGCAACAAGAUCUGCCAGUUCAAACUCGUGCUUCUAGGAGAGUCAGCGGUGGGAAAGUCGAGUCUCGUACUUCGAUUUGUCAAGGGCCAGUUUCACGAAUUCCAAGAGAGCACAAUCGGAGCUGCCUUCCUGACUCAGACAGUAUGUUUGGACGACACAACAGUCAAAUUUGAAAUCUGGGACACAGCUGGUCAGGAGCGCUACCACAGUCUGGCUCCUAUGUACUACAGAGGCGCCCAGGCAGCCAUUGUGGUCUAUGAUAUCACAAAUGAGGAGUCAUUUGUACGAGCGAAGAACUGGGUCAAAGAACUUCAGAGACAAGCCAGUCCAAACAUUGUAAUAGCCCUGGCUGGGAACAAGGCCGACCUCGCUAGCAAGAGAGCUCUGGACUUCCAGGAUGCACAGUCAUACGCAGAUGACAACAGUUUGCUCUUCAUGGAAACUUCAGCAAAAACCUCCAUGAACGUGAACGAGAUUUUCAUGGCCAUCGCCAAGAAACUUCCGAAGAACGAGCCGCAGGCCGCCGGGACCAGCAGCGGGCGGAACCGGGGCGUGGACCUGACGGAGUCGGCUCAGCCCAGCAGCCGCCCCUGCUGCAGUAACUAACCCGGCUCCUCUUCCUCCUCCUCCUUCUCCUUUUCCUCCUCUUCCUCUCGGCUCCACCCGGCAGCAUCUGGAACGUCCGACCCGUUUGGUUUCCAGAUGUGCGACCCGCUCUUCACCCUCACCUUCCUGGAUUAGCUAAAAGACUCUGUAUAGCUGCAUUUCUAAUACCUUUUGUUUUGUUUUUUGUUGAUGUUUUUUUUUUGUUUUUUAACUUUUUUUAAGAAGUGUAUAUCAGUAUAACGGAUGCAUGUAUCACUACAA
Molecule: messenger RNA, 1229 nt
Organism: Poecilia latipinna (sailfin molly)
Lineage: Eukaryota; Metazoa; Chordata; Actinopteri; Cyprinodontiformes; Poeciliidae
Gene: rab5ab
Product: RAB5A, member RAS oncogene family, b
Exons: 6
Coding region: 318-968 (216 amino acids)
Molecular function (GO): GTP binding; GTPase activity
Source: RefSeq, a predicted model, not a curated record